Molecule: messenger RNA, 2792 nt
Organism: Maylandia zebra (zebra mbuna)
Lineage: Eukaryota; Metazoa; Chordata; Actinopteri; Cichliformes; Cichlidae
Product: von Willebrand factor A domain-containing protein 5A
Source: RefSeq, a predicted model, not a curated record
UUCUGCAACGGGGUGUGUAAACACUACUACAAGGAAAAAGAGCUGUAGUCAGCCUGCCCGGAUACAACUACCUGUCCACACAGGAACGAUUAUGAACCGCUGUGGUCUGCUAACUCUCCAGAAGGAACCAGUUCCUCUGAAGAGCAUUGAGGUGGAGCUGGAGGUGAGGGACCAUGUGGCUACAGUGGUCUCCACUCUGAACUAUGAGAACAAGGAGGACAAACCAUUAGAGGCUGUUUUUGUCUUCCCUCUGCCUGGAGAUGCUGCUGUCUGUCAUUUCAGUGCUCAGAUUGGACAGAUGCAGAUUGUAGCUGAGGUGAAGGAGAAACAGAAGGCUCGUGAGGAGUAUGAUGAUGCUCUGAGCUCCGGUCAGCAGGCCUUCCUAUUGGAGGAGAGUGAUCAGAGUCCAGAUAUAUUCUCUCUGAGUGUGGGCAGUCUGCCUCCAGGAGAGAGCGCCUCCAUCAGGUUGGAGUACGUCACUGAGCUGGCUGUGCAGGCUGAUGAUGGUCUGAGGUUCUGUCUGCCUGCUGUGCUCAACCCUCGAUACCAACCUCAGGGUAGUGAAGGUGCAGGUGUCCAGGUGACUUCUGUUCCAGCCUCUCUGGUGCCCUACAGUCUGUCUUUUUCUGCCCGAGUGUCCUCUCCUCGUCCAAUCUCUAAAGUAGAGUCCAACUGUUCCCUGGACCCUCUGCAGUACCUCAACACUGAUCAAACCCAGGCCACGGUCAAGCUGGCUGCAGGACACAAGUUUGACAGAGAUGUUGAACUGCUGAUUUAUUACAAAAACGCCCACCAGCCCACUGCUGUGGUGGAGGCAGGACAGGCCUCUGCUGAGCCGGGUUCUCUGAUGGGUGAUCCAAUGGUGAUGGUGAGUCUGUACCCUGAGUUCCCCCAGUCUGUGAUGUCUUCAACGGCUUCAUGUGGAGAGUUUGUGUUCUUAAUGGAUCGAUCUGGAAGUAUGAGUAAUACUCGCAUCCGCAGUGCCAAGGAUACUCUGCUGCUCCUGUUGAAGAGUUUACCAAUUGGCUGCUAUUUCAACAUUUACAGUUUUGGGUCCAGAUAUGAACACAUCUUCCUUAAGAGUGUGGAGUACAGCCAGCAGACCAUGGAGGAGGCUCUGAAGAAAGUUGAGCAGAUGGAGGCUGAUCUUGGAGGAACAGAGAUCCUGGAGCCCAUCAAACAUAUUUACAGCCAGCCCUGCAUUCCCAAUCAGCCCAGACAGCUGUUUGUCUUUACUGAUGGAGAGGUGGGGAACACCAAAGAAGUGAUCGAUCAGGUGAAGAAGAAUUCAGGUUCUCACAGGUGUUUCUCUUUUGGGAUUGGGGAAGGGGCCAGCUCUGCUCUCAUCAAUGGGAUGGCCAAAGAAGGAGGAGGUCACGCUCAGUUCAUCACAGGGACUGACAGGAUGCAACCAAAAGUGAUGCAGUCGCUGCGAUUUGCUCUGCAGCCAGCUGUGGUCGACAUCUCAGUCACAUGGGAUUUACCAAAGGAAGUGUCUGUCACUGUCCUCUCUCCACCAAUCACAACACUUUUCCAGGGUCAGAGGUCACUGAUUUAUGCCCAGCUCAGUGGACAGAGCUCAGAGGCAGCAGAGGGCUGUGUGACGCUGACGUACAGCCUGGCAGGUCAUCCCUCUGAGAACCAGCUGCACUUCAGUCUCAGACCUGCAGAGGACGCUGGACUAACAGUUCACAGGUUGGGUGCUCAGACUCUCAUUCGCUCCCUGGAGAUGGAGGAGAGAGAGCACAGAGGACAGCAAGAUGGAGUGAAGGAGAAGGUGGUGCAGCUCAGUGUCCAAUCAGGAGUGAGCAGUUCUUUCACUGCCUUCAUUGCUGUCAACAAAGACAACAGCGAAAUGAUUCAAGGACCUCUUGUGCGCAGAAAUAUUCCAACACCCCUGUUUGAUUUGGCUCCAAUUGGUUGUGUCAUGAUGGCUGCUUCAUCCACGAUUAUGUGUGACUCCGCAGUGAUGUUUGAGGAAAUUGAAGCAGGAUUCUUCAUGAACGGGAGGAAACAAAAGGUAAUGGAAGAUGGAUUCCCAAUGAUGGAAGAAGAAAACCAGUCAAGAAAAUAUUUUCCAGCUGCUGUGCCUGAGCAGCCACCCAGAGACCCUUUGCUGCAGUUAGUCUCCCUGCAGGAGGCGUCUGGCUGCUGGCUGCUUGAUCCAGCUCUGGCUGCUGCACUGGGACACACCAACGAGGAGGUGGAAAAGUCAAAGCCUGAAAAGACCAGCAGUGAAGUGUGGGCCACCAUUCUGGCUCUGAUCUGGCUUCAUGGUUUCAAGAUGGAUGCAAAGGACGAGUGGGAGCUUCUGGCUAUGAAGGCUGCCUCGUGGCUCUGUGCUCACAAUGCACCGUGUGUGUCAGAGUGUGUGGAUGCUGGAAAUGUCCUGCUGGGUUGCAGCGUGAAGAAAGAAGCUCUGGGACUCUGAGAGUUUUCUUAAAGUAGCUUCAUCUUCAGAGUGAACAGAAGCAGGUCUGCUUACUCCACACUGCCUUUGAUACAGAGCUGUUUUAUAUCAUCAACCCCUUUUACAUGUUUAUUUGUCAUGAAUUAUGUACCUAAUAUUGGUUUUACCAUUGUGGAAAAAAAAGUAUGUCAAAAUUGUCUGAAUACUCCUGACACAGUAGAAGAUUGGACCACUGCUGUGGCAGCUCAUUCACAAAGUGUUUUAAUUCCUUUUCUCUGCCACUAGAUGGCGAUUAUGUUCAUACCUUUACUGAUUUCACACAGAAACACCAAAACCAAUCUAAGAAGUCUUUUCCCUUCCUGUUAUAGUUCUGAAAAUGGCU